GGCCAUGGCAUACCCGAGCAAUUCCGGGGAGACUUCACUGCAGAGGAAAAUCGGCAGGGGUAAGAUCCAAAUCAAACGGAUCGAGAACACCACCAAUCGCCAAGUCACUUUCUGCAAAAGGCGGAAUGGACUGCUCAAGAAAGCAUAUGAAUUAUCUGUUCUUUGUGAUGCUGAGGUUGCUCUCAUCGUCUUCUCUACCCGCGGCCGCCUCUAUGAGUAUGCCAACAAUAGUGUUAAAUCUACAAUUGAGAGGUACAAGAAGGCUUCUGCAGAUUCAUCAAAUACUGGAUCUGUUUCAGAAGUUAAUGCUCAGUUCUAUCAGCAAGAAGCUGCCAAGCUGCGUGUGCAGAUUAGCAAUUUGCAGAAUUCAAACAGGCAUAUGCUGGGGGAGUCGCUAGGAGCCUUGAAUGUCAAAGAACUUAAGAGCUUGGAGAUACGACUAGAGAAAGGAAUUAGUAGAAUUCGAUCCAAAAAGAAUGAGCUAUUGUUCGCAGAGAUCGAGUAUAUGCAGAAAAGGGAAAUUGAUUUGCACAACAAUAAUCAGCUUAUUCGAGCUAAGAUUGCCGAGAAUGAAAGGAAGCAACAGAACAUGAAUUUGAUGCCUGGCGGUGGUGACUACGAGAUGAUGCAACCUCAGCCAUUUGACAACAGGAACUACUUUCAAGUGAAUGCACUACAACCCACCAAUCAUUACCCACACCAAGACCAGAUGGCUCUUCAGUUAGUGUAA
Manihot esculenta (cassava) is the source of this 730-nucleotide messenger RNA. Its product is annotated as floral homeotic protein AGAMOUS. The transcript has 7 exons. The record is from RefSeq and is a predicted model, not a curated record. NCBI's taxonomy places the organism in Eukaryota, Viridiplantae, Streptophyta, Magnoliopsida, Malpighiales, Euphorbiaceae. Gene Ontology annotation, cellular component: nucleus. Gene Ontology annotation, biological process: positive regulation of transcription by RNA polymerase II. The coding region runs from base 5 to 730 and encodes 241 amino acids. Gene Ontology annotation, molecular function: DNA-binding transcription factor activity, RNA polymerase II-specific; RNA polymerase II cis-regulatory region sequence-specific DNA binding; protein dimerization activity.